This is a messenger RNA of Callithrix jacchus (white-tufted-ear marmoset), 505 nucleotides long. RefSeq names its product peptidyl-prolyl cis-trans isomerase FKBP1C-like. Gene Ontology annotation, molecular function: peptidyl-prolyl cis-trans isomerase activity. Gene Ontology annotation, cellular component: cytoplasm; sarcoplasmic reticulum membrane. NCBI's taxonomy places the organism in Eukaryota, Metazoa, Chordata, Mammalia, Primates, Cebidae. Gene Ontology annotation, biological process: regulation of ryanodine-sensitive calcium-release channel activity; protein peptidyl-prolyl isomerization. The record is from RefSeq and is a predicted model, not a curated record.
CCAGACCUGCGUGGUGCACUCCACCAGGAUGCUUGAAGAUGGAAAGAAACUGGAUUCCUCCUGGGACCGAAACAAGCCCUUUAAGUUUAUGCUAGGCAAGCAGGAGGUGAUCGGAGGCUGGGAAGAAGGGUUUGUCCCGAUGGGUGUGGGUCAGAGGGCCAAACUGACUACAUCUCCAGAUUAUGCCUGCGGUGCCACUGGGCACCCAGGCAUCAUCCCACCACAUGCCACUCUUGUCUUCGAUGUGGAGCUUCUAAAACUGGAAUGACAGGAAUGGCCUCCUCCCUUAGCUCCCUGUUCUUGGGUCUGCCAUGGAGGGAUCUGGUGCCUCCAGAUGCGUGCACAUGAAUCCAUAUGGAGCUUUUCCUGAUGUUCCACUACACUCUGUAUGGACAUCUGCCCUGACUGAAUGUGUUGUCACUCAGCUUUGCUUCCGACGCCUCCAUUUCCUCUUCCCCUUUAUCCUCGUAUGUGUGUUUACCUAAACUAGAUGCCAUAAACCUCA